This is a messenger RNA of Oncorhynchus masou masou (cherry salmon), 3787 nucleotides long. It is a transcript of the gene gltpd2b, whose product is annotated as glycolipid transfer protein domain containing 2b. Gene Ontology annotation, cellular component: cytoplasm. Bases 592 to 1527 code for a protein of 311 amino acids. The transcript has 4 exons. The record is from RefSeq and is a predicted model, not a curated record. Gene Ontology annotation, biological process: intermembrane lipid transfer. NCBI's taxonomy places the organism in Eukaryota, Metazoa, Chordata, Actinopteri, Salmoniformes, Salmonidae. Gene Ontology annotation, molecular function: lipid transfer activity.
GGUUACUGUCGGUUGGGUUGGUCGGAGGACAGACCAGCUUGCUUAAUCAGCCAGUGGCUGACUGAACACAGCUAAUCUCUGGACCCUUCCAUUGAGCAACAAGGUUGGAGACUGACACAGAGAGAUCAACAGUUUGGUAAACAAAAGAGAGGGAGCCAGGAGAGAAGGACUGGAACAAAGUCAAAGAAGGACAGAGCGGACAGAGCAGAGCAGGAGCAAGAGAGUUGAAUUUGAAAUAGAGGAGAGAAAACUGCAACAGCAAAAAUUUAAGAUUAAAAGUUAAAGAUUGAUAGAAUUAGUGUCAUGGGUGUGGCCACUUAAAGCAGUGAGGCACAACAGCAGAGACAAAGCAACUUUUGUCUGGUGGUUAGAGGGGGAGGGUGACAGACUUAGGAAGACAGGGUGGGUGGGUCAGAGGUAAAGGGGUCAAUAGAAAGACACAGUGGGAGCCGUUCAAGAAGAGAAGGCCAGAGAACUCACUCACGAGGCAGAGGCAACGGUAUGGAUAGAUAGAAGCUGGCAGACAUAGUAGCUUAUCAAGGGGGAGAGGGGACAGAGAGGGCUAGGCUGAGUCACAUACAGGCAGUCGGCAUGGGGAUAAAGGGCAAGGCGGCUUUGGCCAUCGUGGUUCUACUGUUCUUCCUCGGCUCCAUGUGGCUCCAAGGAAGUUUGGAUUACCAGUGGGACUCUUGUCUUAAAGGUUACAUUCAGAUAAACAGUCCUCACCAUCUGUCCAAUGGCAGUGAGGCUGAUAGUGAUGAGGACGGGGCCAUACUGGAGGUGUGUCCCGGUCAGAAGUUCCAGGUGUCGGAGCUGUUGUCUCACCUGCUGGCUGCGCCGGCACCCACCAACGACGUGCUGCUGCAGCCUUAUCUCGCUAGUUGGGACGAGCUUAUCAAGUUCAUGGAGGCUCUUGGACCGAUGGUUGGACUCAUAUCUCAGGAGAUUGAAGCCAAAACUUCCAUAAUCCGUGACCUGACCCUGCGGGAGGCAGGUAGCAGCGAUGAGGGAGAAGUGGGCCUAGCCUUGGGGUUGGUGUCUGGUACCAGAGCGCAUGGUGGUGGACAGGAGGGGACAGAGGCCUCAGUGGCAGCACCAAGCAGUACCUACCUAUCUUUGCGCUCUAUGAUCCACACUGAGUUGAGCCGGGGCCUGGUAGACUUCCAGCAGAUGACAGAAUCUGGGUGUCGUACUCUGCUCCGGCUGCACCGGGCCCUGUUGUGGCUGCAGGUCUUCCUGGAAAAGCUGGGGGAGGGGCCUGUGGGGGGCCGGCUGCGGAGCCCCUCGGAGCUCUGCCGUGAGGCCUAUCAGCACACCCUGGCCCACCACCACUCCUGGUUUGUACGCAGGGCAGCGGAGAUAGCCUUCAUCGCCAUGCCUGAGCGGAGUUUCUUCUACAGGCUGGUGUGUGUGACGAACCAGGAAGAGGCCAGCGUGGUGCUGAACAGGGUGGUCCGGGCCAUCGGAGAGGUGUAUGACAGAACUCAGGGGGUCCUGGAGGAGCAUGGCAUGCUGGACCUGCCGUAGGAGAAGAGCGGGGGGGGGGUUACAGGUUACACAUCCAUCAUGGUUGGAAUUAUACUGGUAAGGACAAUGUGAAAAUAGAAUAGCAAACCCAGCACAUUACUGUUCCGGUUUGCAUAAUAGCAAGAAUUAGGUCUUACACUCUAUCCCCUGGUGCCUUGUUCCAUAUGCUGUACUAUCUUUUAUCAGGCUAAAGUUCACAUGUGUGCAAGACCAAUGAGCUGCUCAAGUAAUCAUGAGUGAGUGCUCUCAACAGAGUUUACCAAAAGGGACAAUUUGUAUUAUGGGCCAUAUGACUAAAGUGCUGGAGAAAACAAUCAACUGAAGCUAAAUGUCUUCAUUGUACAAUUGAUAAGUCAUUGUUAUGUCACUGUUUGUCUGUGUGCGAUCAGCACUGGACGUGUUAUGGUGUUGGAAGACCAUAGACUGGUUGAAAAACAAGUAACGUAUCAUGUAUUGUUGUAAAUUCUGAAGAUGUUGCCAAGGUAAUUCCAUAGGUCAGGGAUUGUUGUGUUGUAUGUUGAUGUGUAAUUCAGCAUUGCCAUCAUUGAAUCAAAAGCCAAUCACAAGGCAAAGGACUUUGUCCAUGCCCCACUUUGUGAUUAUGUAAUAAUUUUAUAUGGGAUCAUUUGUGAAGAUCUUCUAGGGCUGCUGGACACAUCAGAUGGACUUUAUUCAGGGUUCUCAAAACCACAUUUACAAUGCAGUGAUUCACUGAUCUUAGCUACUGUUGUAGUUAUGGUUUAAGUAUGUAUGCAUUACUACAAAAUUGACACUGCAGAAAUAAUAUUUUUGAGUCUGGAUCUGAAUACCUCCCGUACAAUUUUGAGAAUGGAAAUACGUUCUAGACCAGGAAUGGGUAACUUUGAUGGGGGUGGGGGCCACAAAACAUCUGAACUCAUCAUGGGGUGCCGCAGUGGCUCACCGGUCUGAGUGUCGACAUCCAUUCCCAAACAUGCAGUCAGAAACAGCCCUAACCUUUUGGGGGAUCCUAGGUCAAAUCUUCUUAGGGCGUGUGAGCAAAACAGCUAGAGGAGAGAAAAUUUGUUUUAGAGUUAAUUUCCUGCAAUUCUACACAUUUUGCCAUGGGGAAGAGAUAAAAUUCUGUUUUAAAGCAAAUUCCCUGCAAUUCUACACAUUUUGUCAUAGCGUUUUUUUAUUUUAUAUAUGAUAGCUGACUUAGUGACUAACAAAAUCCAGUGGGGCCCCCCAGUUGGUAAUUCGACCAUGAUUACUACAAGUUUAGAUAGCUGGCUAGACUAACUUACCAACCUAAAAUAUGUUGGCUUACAUGGGCUAAUUGAGUGCAUUGAGAGAAACUGAUGAUUUUAUUUGGUUGGAAAUUGAUCUGUGGGCCCCGUUCUAGACCAUCUGAUUGGUCCCAGAAACCAAUGGUUUGGGCCAGAGCCAGAACAUAUGUGCAACGUUUUGAAAAUUCAUCUGGCUUUGAUACUCUGAUAGUUUAGAGAUUAUCCAUUAGCUGGUGACUUUGUUUUUUGUUUUAUAACAGCCUCCAUUUUGACGUCAACACAAAUGACUUCAAUGAUUGCAGCAAAGAUGUAAUGGCGACAAUGUCAUCGGGCCUAAACGGUCGUCUCACGCCGAACUGCGCAAGUUCAGGCCGUCUAAUCAAAGGCACUCCUUCGAGAUACAGUUGUUUUUUACAGAAAUUAAAAUGUCAGUUUGACACUAACAUGAGGUUGGAGUAAACACGUGUUCAACUGCUUAAGAUAUUGGCUCAAAUCUAGGUUGUGCCUUCAGAUUUCGAGAAAAUUAACAACUAAGGAAUAAUUUUUUACUUCUCAAACCCCGGACAUGGUCUGUUUCACAAGCGUUCCCGGAAGUCUCGCAAUGUUGCACCUCUAGGUUUUAGAAACUCUGUGUUUGCAGCCUGACUGAACUAUGUAGCGAACUAGUGCCGCGGAAGAAUUCUGUUAAGAUUCAUCAGGCAAACGUGUUAUAUCCGGGGCUUUUGAUCUUAUGUUGCAGUACUACAGUAUAUCCACCAGAGGUCAUAGUGUACUACACAUGCACAUCAGUUUCACUGAACCCUGAAUGCUAAUAACAGUUCGUGGCAAAGUCAUUUAUAUGAACAUUUGUGACGUAAUCACUUCUACACCACAAUAAUUUACAUUCCCUUCGCUUGGACAUACAUGCUGCGAAUGGCAUAAUGCCACCAUUUUAAGAGAUGUUUCAAUGUAAAUUACAAUGACUUUUUUACCUACAAAUAUAUCUUUUUAAUAAACUGUCAUUUAAAAAACGA